Drosophila sulfurigaster albostrigata is the source of this 759-nucleotide messenger RNA. Its product is annotated as serine protease 1-like. Gene Ontology annotation, molecular function: serine-type endopeptidase activity. The coding region runs from base 1 to 759 and encodes 252 amino acids. The transcript has a single exon. Lineage: Eukaryota; Metazoa; Arthropoda; Insecta; Diptera; Drosophilidae. Gene Ontology annotation, biological process: proteolysis. The record is from RefSeq and is a predicted model, not a curated record.
AUGCAAGUUCUACUCGUCUUUCUAUCUGUGACAUGUGCCCUGUCACAUGGGGCUAAGCUUCCGCUCGGUGGAACCCAAAAUUUCGAUAUUCAGCAACGCAUCCAAAAGGGAAAAGAUGCCCAUAAAGGACAAUUCCCAUACAUUGUUUCGUUGGCCAUCAAAAGGGUGGAUGGAAUUUAUGGAUGUGGUGGCUCCAUCAUUGAUCACAACUGGAUUUUGACUGCCGCUCACUGCACACGCAACGCCGAGUGGGUUCAAAUCUUCUAUGGUUCAACGAAAAAAAGGCAGGGUGAAAUUAGUCAUGUUAUCGGAUUCGAUAACAUUAUUGAGCACGAAAACUAUGAUAUGACUACGACUCACGUAAAUGAUAUUGCCCUUAUUCGCACACCUCGUGUGGAGUACUCGGAGUUGAUUAAUAAAGUGUCGCUUGCCGAUCGCGAUAAUGACUACGAAGGAGCGUGGGGUGUAGCCAGUGGAUGGGGCAAAAAUGAAUAUGGUAUACCACAGGAAAAUCUACAGUUCAUCGACUUGCAGAUUCACAGCAAAAAUAACUGCUGGAAUUUCGUUGAUGAUCCAUCGGACACCAUCAUCUGCGUCGGUCCAUUUGUCGGUGGUGGCGACUCUGGGGGUCCAUUGGUCACACGUGAUGAUCCUAAACUCGUUGGUGUAGCCUCUUUUCUAGACCCAGGUCGACUAGGUGGCUUUAGUCGAGUUAGCAGUUAUCUGGACUGGAUUCGUAAUCACACUGGCAUACAAUAA